AUGAGCACCUCUAACCAAAGCUACCCCUACGAAGGUGCCAUGCUGAUUGCCAAACGGAUUUCGCAACUCGGCUUCUGUACCACCUCAUUCUUCGGCACCCUUCUAAUUCUGAUUACAGUGUUCUUUAGUAAUAAGAAUGUUGGAAGAUACAAGUAUCUGGUGAUUAUGUUUUUAUCGCUUGGAAUAUUUUUUACGAUUGUGGAAGCGACACUCUGUCCGAAUGUGCAUUCUUACACCGGAAGCUGGCUACUGUACUCCAUCGAACAGCCUUUCGGAUUGAGUGUCUACUAUAUGAAGAUAUUUUUAGUUUUUUACACGGGUGUAUACGCCUCCACCAUUUGCAUGCUCUCCGUGCAAUUUGUUUAUCGAUAUUGUGCGAUAUUUUAUCAAGAUGGGCUCAAGAUCUUUGAAGGAUGGAGGAUUUUGUUAGUUUUGACAUACUGUGCAGGGUUUGGCAUGAUAUGGGGAGGUUCGAUAUACAUGUUUUCUCCAGUUGAUGACUUUGCGAAGGAUUUUCUCAGACACGAAAUGAGUAUGCAAUACGGAAUUGAUAUUGAUAAUGUGCCUGCAUUCACGCUAGUCGCCUACGACAAGGAUGGUCAUUUUAGGUGGUUCAACUCCACGGCAAAUUUCAUCCAAUUCUCGAUUAUCAUCUUCUGUGCGGCGGUUAUGUGCCUCAAAAUGGAGGAGAACAUGAAAAUGAUGUCGGAAUCGUUGCGCUCUGUUCACCGGCAGUUCUUCCGGACCCUCAUCAUUCAGAUCGUUGCGCCAACCAUAUUCCUCUUCACCCCGCUCACUUUUAUACUGUACCAUCCGUUUUUGAAUCAAGCGAUCAGUUUUCCGACGGGCACAUUUUUGUGCGCAAUUUCCUUUUUUCCGACAGUGGAUGCAAUAGUUAUUAUGGUUGUUGUCAACAAAUACCGGAAUGCCGUGAAAAAAAUCUUCUGCUUCGCGUGUCGUCGAUCAAAUGCGUAUGGAAGAAAACCUUCAAAGAUCCAGACUACCAUUACUCAAACAUAUUCUACUCAACAUUAA
Caenorhabditis elegans is the source of this 1035-nucleotide messenger RNA. Lineage: Eukaryota; Metazoa; Nematoda; Chromadorea; Rhabditida; Rhabditidae. The record is from the annotation of a RefSeq genome assembly.